This is a messenger RNA of Sodiomyces alkalinus F11, 495 nucleotides long. RefSeq lists its product as hypothetical. Lineage: Eukaryota; Fungi; Ascomycota; Sordariomycetes; Glomerellales; Plectosphaerellaceae. The record is from RefSeq and is a predicted model, not a curated record. The coding region runs from base 1 to 495 and encodes 164 amino acids. The transcript has 7 exons.
AUGGACCCCUCAUUCAAGAUUGUUCUUGAAGCUCAUGUUUUGCUCAUCGAACACUUCUGGGAACUGCGGGAAAUGAAACAGGGGGAUGUAAUGCUAUCGGACCAAGUGCUCGAGUACCGAUUCCUACAAACCAACCGCUUUCCAGUCAACAUCCACCUGACAAGCCAGGGCUGCGGCAUUUACAUCAUCGGCGGUCCAAAAGCUCCAUACAAGUACUCGGGAUUCGGCCGAUCCAUCUGCCACGAGGACCGACCGACCGACCAUCACCGUAACCUCCCCGCGUCAUUUGGCGCAUUGAGUCCCUUGCAGAGAAUACUCGUCAUCGCCACCGGGCCACGCAUGAUCUUUGCGGCUGUUGUCCUAGCUUCUCAGGACCGUACUCUUCCCCGCCACUACACUUACCUCAUUGACUUCGCCACAAAUCAUCCCCUUACCAUUUCCUCACGGACCUUGCUACGUCCUGCCACGCAAUCGAAGGAAUUGGAUCCGCACUGA